Messenger RNA from Fusarium venenatum, 2598 nucleotides. NCBI's taxonomy places the organism in Eukaryota, Fungi, Ascomycota, Sordariomycetes, Hypocreales, Nectriaceae. The record is from RefSeq and is a predicted model, not a curated record.
AUGUCGGUCUCACCGUCUGGCUCUCCGCCUCGUCGGGCAUUGCACCAGCGAAGUAAUUCACAGAACAACGCUCAGAGCAGUCGUCUUGGGAUUCGCCUUGUUCCUUACAGUCCGCCAAGGGUUGCAUCAGAUGCCACUGCCACAUCGUCCAAGACCAUUACCCAGGCUGACACGAAUACCGAGACCGAUACGGAACUUGAACGGAGUCAGACAUCGCAUUCCUCCAGUCCACCGUUUGAAACACCAUCACCAUCCCUGCAAAGGGCACGAGCGAAAACGACUGCGUUACCUCCGUCAUCAUUCAAAGGUCUGGCUCGAUAUCCAUCAUCCGAUUAUGAACCCAGCCAAUCCUCCUGGGCGCCCCAUUAUGAUAACGAUGACAAUACCUCUAUUGCUUCACGCCCACCUUCUCGCGGACCUUCAGCCUCACCAAGACCCCCCUCUCGUAAAAAGGUUAUCAAGGUUAACCCUGACAAAACCUUCUCUGUACAAUAUCAUAAUGUUUCAAUGUCUUCAAGAGUCGAAUCUCUCUGGUCUCUUCCCCCAUCUUUCACUACUGGCAACACCUCCUACGGCCGAGAAUCUGUGGGUACGAUAGGCGAGGAUCGUCAAAGCCGGCCAACUUCACCUUUGACUCCUCUUGCAGAACGAGAGCCCAGUUCUCCAAUUAUUCCGUCUCGGAUUCAAGACCCAUCAACCCCCGACAAUUCGUCACCGUGGAACUACCGCCUGUUUGGGGGCCUGCGUAAGGUACCUAAAACUCCUGACGUGAAGCAAAAACAACCAGAGACCCAAGAUGUUACAGCUGAAUUGUCCCUCCCUCCACUGCCUGAGGUUGAUCUUCCUCUUUCUGAGGCAGGUCCUUCUAAGUGGCUUAAUGAGAAGACAUCCUUCCACUCUUCGUCGUCUGAUCAAACAAGAACCACUGUAUCCAACAGAACCAACAUCAAAACUUACAGAGAGAGUUCACCAGUCAACGUCGCCGACUUGCGUAGCCUGCCGCCAUCGUCGAUUCAUUCCAACAUUGAGUUAAUUGGUGAUCCCUCUUCAGCAGAAGCUUCAUUAUACGCCAGCACUCGGCCACCAACCGAAGACAGCAACGUCAACUUUGUCACACACGGUAGUCACCGCAGUCACUCCGCUUCUUCCUCUAUCGUUGCUGUCAGGCAUCGUGUACAGCCUGAGUUCUCUCAAGAGAGCUUGGUUGUUGCCCCAUUACAGCCACGUAAAAGGAGGUCUUCGGAUACCUUUGCCCUCACCAGAACUCGAUCCCGUGAAACUAUCCGAUCUCGCUCUGCAUCGAUAACUUCACUGUCAACCAUCUUCACUCAAGAAGCUACUCGUGCUCUCUUUGUUGGGCCGCCAACAAUACUCCAGCACGCUGGUCCUUCGUGGCAAGACCUAGGCCGACCUCAAUCGCGGACUCACCAAUGGAGCGGCCAAUUGUCAACAGUCAUGUCAGAAAGCGAGGGUGGCAGCGAGCCCGCAUCUCGCACCCUGUCGCUAUCUUCCGUUCCCCGUCGACGUGGCAGUGACCACAGCAAGCAUGUCUUGAGCAUGACCUCCUCACUCUUUGGCCUUGAAGAGCAUGUCGAGAGCCCUUCUCAGUCAAGAGGCAGCACUCCGUCCCAUUCGAGAAAUAGCUCUCUAGAACCCCCUUCCGCCACAUAUGCCAGAAACUCAGCCCGUGAUCCCGCGACUGGCACAAUACGUUUGGUUCGCGAUCAUGAUGAAGAUGGAGACGGCCUCGCCGAUUUGGAAGUACUUCAUCAUCGUCCUUCACGAACAAGAAUGGGAAGGUUCUUGUCAAGCUAUGCCUCGGAUCGUAGCCUGCGAUCAACUGCCAGUUUCAACGCUGCAGUUCCUGCUUGGGCCAAGGUUUACUACGGCAGUGGUGAGCGUAAGUGGUUGGCUGCUCAGCCUUCAAUGGAGUCGAUGUAUGACUCGGACUUCAACGAAAGCGAGCUUCAUGAGCCUCAACUCAGCCGAUCACCCAGCCAGGAUGCCAAUGCCACCAACAUUCGCAUUCCCAGACGCCGACCUCGUGACGCAUUUCCCCGACAACAUUCAAAUGCAGGCUCAAUGGACGUCAGCGCGGCGCCGGCUCACCCCGUACUGGCUGUUGUGCGUAACAUCAAGAAACAAACCUCCAGUAUCUGGUCGCCUCACUUAGCCCGGGAUCGACGACCUUUCCAGCACAGCAUCUGGCAGCCUCCAGCGUCGGAAUGGGAAGCGAGGAGUGAGUUGACUGGCCGGCGCAAUGCUCAAGUCACAAUGUUCGUGGUGGGAUUUAUUUUCCCAUUGGCUUGGAUGUUUGCUGCAUUCAUUCCUAUUAGGGCGGCUACUCAAGCCGGAGAUGUUGAGGGCAACAACAGUACGUCUAAGUCAGACGGAUUCCAGGUGGACGGCAAAGAGGACGCCGUUUUUACGAGUGCAAUCUGGUGGAGGAAGGUCAACCGAGGCAUGUCCAUCAUCGGCUUGCUCAUUCUUGGUUCCAUCAUCGCGCUCAGCGUGAUAUCCUGUUUUGAUGACCCGGAUUACGAGAACAGUCCUGAUUCCCAAACCUCCCAUGGAAUUUCACGGCAUCUCAACAAUUGA